ACAAAUUGAUCGGUAACUCCGUCCGUAUCGUGUCGCGGGAGCAAAACUACUGAUUUUAUUUUUGUAAUAUCAAUUAAAAUUGUAGUUUUAUUUGAAAACGAUAUCGUGUUAGUCAGAACUUUUAUCAGGAACAAAAAAAAAGUGAUUUGGACCAGUUUUCGAACUCAGCGUGCGAUGAAUCUCAACUUCCUUCUAACGGAGAUAUCCCUCCAGCUGCUGGAGAACAAAUUCUACGACAUCAACGGGAAAGAAACGGACAAUCUUAAGGAACUGUUCUCGCCACAGCCGUCCCAAGCCGGUAACGGCCACCAACGCAAGCGACAGAGGCGCAACGAGCUGCUCGAUGCGCUGGGAGUGAAAAACUUGGGCGGAACUCUGGUGGAAACCGACGCGUACAUCGAGGGCCAGUAUCGGGGAUUUAUGGACAAUUUUCGGGCCAAGGUGGAGGCCAUGCCAAAGGGAGAGGAGACACCGACGGGCGGCCAUCGGCAGCGGCAAACGGCGAAAGAGCUGGCAGAGGUUCGGGAACGGGCGGACCAGGAGUACGUGAAAAUGAUAACCCACUCGAAGAAGAUGAGGGAUAUUUAUUUGGACACGCUGCCGAGUGCGACCGAUAGGGAUCUGGAAGCGACCAAGUACAACGAGGAAGAGCGCAACCUGCUGAUCGCCGAGUACAACAGCUUGCUCCACCUGCUGAAGCGCGUCGUCAGCGACGUCGGCGAGGACCGGGCCCGGUGCGAGCGGAUUCUGCGCGUCAUCGAGGGGGUGAAAGAAACAACCAGGAAAUCUUCAUAGAUGAGUCAGAUUUAUGCAGGACGUUUGGAUCUCUUAAUAGUUAUUACAGUUUUUACAUUUAAACAAAAAAUCAAGCAAAAAAAAGUUCGAAUAAUAUAUUGUAUUAACCCAUAAGUAAUUUAAAUUGUAAAUAAAGUGGUAAUAUAAAAUAAAUAAAACUUCAAGAAAAUCUCA
Messenger RNA from Culex pipiens pallens (northern house mosquito), 969 nucleotides. RefSeq lists its product as uncharacterized. Bases 175 to 795 code for a protein of 206 amino acids. The record is from RefSeq and is a predicted model, not a curated record. The transcript has 3 exons. NCBI's taxonomy places the organism in Eukaryota, Metazoa, Arthropoda, Insecta, Diptera, Culicidae.